This is a messenger RNA of Hypoxylon trugodes, 1399 nucleotides long. Its product is annotated as ribosomal protein L30p/L7e-domain-containing protein. Gene Ontology annotation, cellular component: large ribosomal subunit; mitochondrion. The transcript has a single exon. The record is from RefSeq and is a predicted model, not a curated record. The coding region runs from base 535 to 795 and encodes 86 amino acids. Gene Ontology annotation, molecular function: structural constituent of ribosome. NCBI's taxonomy places the organism in Eukaryota, Fungi, Ascomycota, Sordariomycetes, Xylariales, Hypoxylaceae. Gene Ontology annotation, biological process: translation.
GUCUAAGGGUCCUGAUUAGAUAAGCAAAUCCAUUAACUCAGCCAAUUUCUGCCCCACUUAAAAGUUGGUUGUCGUUUGACUUCGCAAUAAAAUAGAAAAAGGACGAUUUCGAGAUCCGAUUCGCAAAGCCAUAUCAACGAGGGGGUGAUUACAGUGUCGGGUCAAUUAAUUAAUAAAGCGUAUGUGGUGUCUUUGCUAAUCGUACAAAUUACUUCCGACCGGCAAUCCCACCAGUCUAGCUACCCAACGACAUUUUCAAAAAUUAAUAGCCCUCAACUAACAGCUUGCGAAUAGUCGAGACGGUGACCGAUUUACGCGGGGAAGGGUAUAACUACAGACCUCCCGGCCGAUCAGGCGAACAGAUCAAACAGUCACCUAUUUCGCUCGAUUAGACGAUCAUAUCGCCUAGGGCACCUUCGAACCUACCACUAGUCCUCGAAUCGAUCUGUUCCAAUUCGAAUCGACCAACCUACCCACACCAGACAUAGAGGCAGAAGUCAAGAAGCAGAACACACAUCCUAAACUACUCCCAAAAUGUCAUUCUUCCGAAUAACCCUGCACCGCUCAUCCAUCGGUCUUCCAGAACGAACCCGCGGCGUCCUAGCAGCCCUCGGUCUUCGCAAGCGUUCACAAACGGUGUUUCACCCGGUAUCCCCGCAAUCCGCGGGUAUGAUAAUGAAAGUUAAGGAAUUGGUUAAGGUGAAGGAGGUUGAGCGUGCGUUGACGCCCGAGGAGAUGCGUGCUGAGAGACGCCCCGAGCCGGGGUUUUGGUUGGAGAAGGCUAUGCCGCGGUAGGGUGAGAGGGGAGAUAUGUGUUUGAAGGGGAGAUAGGUCGGGGGUGGAGUGGGAGGUUAUUAUGACUAGAGGGAAUAUGAAGUUAUUCAAUAAGGGAAUCUGGAAAGGGGGAAUCCUGUGGAGGGGUGUGGUUGAGAGAGACCAGCAAGCUAGCAGGUUUGCGACCACGCGAGUCCGGCUUACUGCUACCUAUUAUCAGAGGCCAUCUACCAAGACCUGUAGACGCGAAUAUGGGCGCCUAGGGUCUUAGAGUUCUCGCCGUAUAUACGAUCAACACUGUAAAAUAUACACAUAUCUUGCUUCUGCGGGCAAUACGGUGGUUGUAUUUCAUGAACCUUAUGGUUUAUGGUAUGGACGAAGCGUACGAAGCGUAAUUGUAAUCAUCAGGCCUAAUGGCACGGAUAAUUGGCUGUGGGAAAGAUAUCCCGCUUUCUCCUCUGAACUUCCAUUUAGCACAGUUUCGAGGCAUCGCUUUAGUGGUGGCCCCUAAACCAUCAGGUCAAUUCGCCAAUCGGCGGUCUUUUUCCAGUUUCCCGACCUAUCAAUUCCAUACAAAAUAACAGAUAAAAUAAACCUAGAUAAAUCAUUUUAAUAUGAGGGAAGU